AUGGAUGCACAGAGCGCUAUUACUCAGCUCCGCAAUGGAGAGAAGCCCACGUGGCCACAGCAUGCGGCUUCUUACGACUUCGCACAAUCACUAGACAACAGCACGACCACAUUCAGAGAUCACUUCAGGAUACCGACCCGGGCACAACUCAAGCGAACAAGCAUAGUCGACAACGAGAAGACGAAAGCUCCUGCGGACAAGCCGGAAGACUGCAGCAUAUACUUCUGUGGCAACUCACUUGGCCUUCAGCCAAAGGCGGUCUCGGAGUACCUCGACGCAUACUUGACAACAUGGGGCUCCAUUGCUGUGAAUGGUCACUUUACACAGAUCGGGGACUCGCCUUUGGUGCCGUAUCAGGACAUGGCUGGAGACUGCGCGCGGAAGAGUGCUGACAUUGUCGGGGCAUCGCCCGAGGAGAUCGUGAUCAUGAACACACUGACAGUCAACCUUCACCUGAUGAUGGCGGCUUUCUACCGACCGACUGAGAAGAAGCACAAAAUCAUGCUGGAGUGGCGGCCAUUCCCCAGCGAUUACUACGCCAUCGAGUCUCAGAUCGAGUGGCACGGCCUCAAGCCAGAAGACUCAAUGCUCAAGGUCCAACCCGAUGACGGCUACAUCAUCACAACCGCUCAUGUCACAUCCUUGAUCGAUAAGCACGCAGAUGAGCUUGCUUUGAUUCUUCUGCCAGGUAUUCAGUACUACAGCGGCCAGCUUCUUGACAUCCCGACAAUUACCAAGCAUGCACACGACCGCGGCGUCAUUACUGGCUGGGACUUGGCCCACGCAGCUGGUAACGUUGAGCUGAAGCUCCACGACUGGGACGUCGACUUCGCGUGCUGGUGUACAUACAAGUACAUGAACUCUGGCGCUGGCUCGAUUGCUGGUGCCUUUGUGCACGAGAAGCAUGGCGACAGCGCGAAGAAUAAAGCGUUGAAGGGCUGGUACGGCCACGAGAAGUCAUCUCGUUUCUUGAUGGAUAACAAGUUCGUGCCGACGCCUGGAGCGCAGGGAUUCCAGCUCUCCAACCCCUCGAUCGUGGACUUGACAACUCUUUCCGCCUCGCUUUCCAUCUUUAAACAGACCUCCAUGAAAGACCUACGAUCAAAGUCACUCCUCCUCACAGCAUACGCCGAGCACCUCCUCAACCAAAUUGCCGAGCGGACAUUCGACGGAUCGUACCCAUUCGAGAUCAUCACACCUUCGAAUCCUCUUCGGCGUGGUGCUCAGUUGAGUGUACUGCUGCGCGAGGAGCUUAUGGAGGAGGUCAGCAAGUCGCUCGAGGCUGCUGGUGUCAUCUGCGAUAAGCGCAAGCCUGGAUGUAUCAGAGUCGCACCUGCGCCACUGUACAACACUUUCAGUGAUAUUCAGCGGUUCAUGGAGACUUUUGAGAAGGCGCUACGGGCUCAGGUCGCGCCGAAGAAUGAGUCGAGCGAGGGUGUUGAGGCGAGGCUGUGA
Molecule: messenger RNA, 1455 nt
Organism: Fulvia fulva
Lineage: Eukaryota; Fungi; Ascomycota; Dothideomycetes; Mycosphaerellales; Mycosphaerellaceae
Product: Kynureninase 2
Exons: 2
Coding region: 1-1455 (484 amino acids)
Biological process (GO): NAD+ biosynthetic process
Cellular component (GO): cytoplasm
Molecular function (GO): pyridoxal phosphate binding; kynureninase activity
Source: RefSeq, a predicted model, not a curated record